Molecule: messenger RNA, 5687 nt
Organism: Pangasianodon hypophthalmus (striped catfish)
Lineage: Eukaryota; Metazoa; Chordata; Actinopteri; Siluriformes; Pangasiidae
Gene: nalf1a
Product: NALCN channel auxiliary factor 1a
Exons: 3
Coding region: 708-1790 (360 amino acids)
Biological process (GO): calcium ion import across plasma membrane
Cellular component (GO): plasma membrane
Molecular function (GO): stretch-activated, monoatomic cation-selective, calcium channel activity
Source: RefSeq, a predicted model, not a curated record
CUUAAGUGUUGAACGAACCCUUACAGUGAUCUUUUGGGUCUGCCUGUACUCAUACAAACGCUAAGGUGUUAAUUCAACCCUGCAGAUGUGUUAAUUCGACGCCCGGUUUUUCAGCUGUGUCUCGUGCCAGCUCAAAGCGCUGCGGAUGACGUAAAACGCUCGCGCUCUCUAGAAGCAUUCGGAAGCGCGCGGCGACGGCGGCGCGCGACGUAAACGUCAGAGCAAGAUGAGCGCGGCGGACGUCGAGGGGGAAGAGGCCACCUCGUGCAGACGCGGAAGCGCCGGAUCGAGUCCCUGCGCUUCCAGCCAGAAACCCCGGAACCGGAGCCAGCGGCCCGAGCGCACCGCGGCGGCUCUGCGCCAAGCGCGAGAGCGGAGCGCGUGACGAACAACGAAGAACGAGGAGACCAUGUUGCUGCGCACGCGACCGCCUCUUCUUCUUCUUCUACUUCUUGUUCUUUCUCGCCCUCUCGAGCGGGCCUUCGACGAUGCACGCAGUAAUAAUAAUCCCAUCGUCCCCCAAAUGGACUAACUGAUUAUCGCAGAUCAUCGCGGAGGGAAGCCGCCGUUCAGUGUCACGGAGGGGAAGUGAAGGUAUCGAAAGGGGGAAAAACGGACGCGCGAGGCGGACCUCAACGUCAAAUGACCAUAGUGGCAGAAAAGAAGCCGCCACGGUGGAGUCGGCCGGUGCUGCGCUUGUCCGAAAUAUGACCAGCGGCGCUCGCAAGCCUCGGCAGAGAGAUGACGGCUUAACGCACCGGCUUGCACCGCGCGAGAACGAGCAGCAGUCCGCAGACUCCGAGCGGGCGCAGCGAUGGCGGCUCUCCUUGGCGUCGCUCGUCGUCUUUGCCGCGCUGCUCUCUGACCGGCCGCGCUUCUGCGCCGAGGCCAAGCUCACCAAGAGCCGAGACGAGGAGCCGGCCAGGAUCGCUCUAGACGCCAUUUCCGUUGGAAACACUAGUCAACCGGAGUGGAGACUGGAAACGUGCCGCGCGGGCGGCGCGUCUAGGAGCUGCUUCACGUUCGCCGACGCGGACCACCUGUGUGCGGGCCUCUCGGGGUCAGACGUGAACCCGGGUGACUUGCACCUCUCGUUUUGCAACGCCUACUCGCUAAUGGAUUUGCUGUACGGCUUGACGAACCCGGACAACUUGAACUGCAGCGUGGAUGCGCUCGCGAGCGGCGACCCGUCCAGGUGUAGCCUGUGCGUGCAGGCGUACCAGCGCUAUGACCUGCACGCUCAGGAGAAAUACGAGGAGUUCGAGAGCAUGACCGAGCGCUACGAGACGGACGCGUACUCGGUGCGAACGUGCAUGGAUGAGUGUAAGGUGGUGUACAAGCCCUGGCUCUGCGCUCAAUAUUUCCAGAGCAAUCAGUCCAGCUGUAGCCGCAAGAUCCCAUGUGAGCAGUACUGUCUUGAGGUCCAGCAGAGGUGUCCCUUCAUAUUGCCUGACAAUGAUGACCUUAUACAUGGUGGCACUCCCAGUUUUAUAUGUACAGGGCUUUUGGAGAAUGCAGACAACACCAAGCAUGAGCCACAGUGCUGUGAUGUGCGGUGGGAGCUAAAAUUCAAUGAAUGUUCGCACAGCACAUUCAAAAGGACUCAUCCCUCACGCCAGCAUACGUCUGCCACGACCUCGGCGGCUCCGAGGCUGAAUCAAGGCAGACUGAAGCUCUGCUUGCUAGUCCUGGUCCUCUUGCACACGGUAGCGACCAUGACAGCUGUCCAGAACUCCACCUGCCUAGCCACCAUCUUCCCACUGGAGGACAAUGCCCCCAGAGAAGAGUGACUGGAUGUGGGGGGCUAUCUCUAGCCAAUCAGCAUGCUCCAAAAAGUGAAAGAUGGCCAGCAAGGAACUGGGCCGAACCGAGUCGAACCAAGCACGCCAGGCACGCCGGCAGAUCCCUAGCUGCGCUUUACAUGUUCAGUGCUCUUUAUGCCCCAGGUAGAAGGAAUGACAGAAUUCAUGAGAAGGGCAAGAAGAGACAAAGGAAGAGGAAGACCAAGACUGUGUCCUUUUGAGACGUCAGCUCUCACACUGUUCUGAAAAGUAUAUAUUUUGUUUUUUGUUGUAUCAGAUGAUGGUCAGACUUUUUCCCUUUUUAGCUUCUGCUGUCAAAAUGGGUUUCUGUGUAUGUCAACCACUUCAGAUUAAAAUGGAAUGAGGGAAGAAAGCAAAGUUAUAUGUAUCCAUGUCUCAGUCAAACCACUCUGUCAUACUCUAUUAUUUUCACAUUUGACAGCUAGCAUGAAUAGAAGUAUACAUGCUGUUGCUGUAGCUAGAACGAUACGAACAGUAGGCUGGUUGUGGAUCCAAAUACUCUUACUACCUGUAACCCCCAUUCUUCAUUUACCAGAUUCAGAUACGUUAGGUUCUUGCUUUGCAAUCAAGAUGUAGACAGGUCCAUGUCAACAGAGCCUUAAAAACAGACCCCCAUAGCAAUCAUACGGUGUAUCAUACCAUUCCCCAUUUUUAGUGUUCAGCCUCUAUAUAUCCUCAGAUCUGCAGUGCUGUUUAGCAGACUACAUUAUAACCCUGUUGUUAUCCUGACACCUACUGGGACAGCUGAUAUCUUUUUACUGUGCAGUGAAAAUGUGAAUGUGUGGUGAUACACCACCAUAAUUUUCUCAAAUAUGGAAGGAAACCAGCGUGGAAGCCAAGAAUGAGGACCUGGUAGAACCCACAUUUCAAGGAAUUAAAUCAUCCACUUAUACUUUGUGUGAAUAAGCUAAUGGUUCUUUAGUAUUCCAUCCAAAGAGGCUGUCUCAAAACAGUUGUUUUAUUGACUAUACUCUAUACUCUUCCAGUAUAGGUAAAUCUUAACCUCACCAGGCUGCAAUAACAUGACUGGAGUGCCUGGUCUAGCCUAAAAAUGCAUACAAAUGGAACAGCAGCCACUCCAUCGAAACAUCAAGUUUUAUUUAGAAUGUGGUUGUUAAAUGACCUCCAGUAGCUUUCUUUGGGUGGUGCACAGAUGGCUCAGAAUGAUAUCAUGUUUUGACAAUUUUAUCAAUGGUUGUUCUUAUUUCCACACUCUUAUGCCCUCAAUAUGGUAACUUACACUGCUAAUGAGCUGCUGAAAAAGAAUGAGUUGCAUAGUGAUCAGUUGUAAUUGCGCUGUAAUUUUUUUGCCUUUGUUUUGUUCUCAAAAUGUCCUACACUGUUGUGUAAAGGGCUUAGCGGAUAGCAUGGAAGGGAAGGAGUUCUCAAGGGCUCAUUCUAUAAAUCUCCUUCUGUGUGUAGGACUGUGUGUGUUUGGUGUCUGACUGUAUGGGCCUCUGGCUGCUGAUAUACUGUUUUGCGACCUGUUUUACUUGGUGUUACAUCAUUAACCUAUGUUAAAAGACGUACUUUUUGCUUAACAUUUACUGUGUCUUUGUAAUUGGCUGGAGAAUAUCAUGGGCACAUUUGUCUCGCAUAGUUACGUCUAAUAAUAAUGUUGCAACGUCCCUCAAUCUGAAAGGCCCAAGUGCCUCCACUGUCCAUUUGUCUAGUGCUAUUUCUUCAACACAGCAGUAUAUAGAGGAACGGCAGCAGUUACAGUUGAUUAACAGUGUUUCCCACACAUAGGUGAUGCUUGGGUGUGGCCCCGAGGUAUACUGAUGAGAGCCCAAGUACAUUUUGGGCCAUAAAAAAAAUCACACUUUAUUUAUAAUACAUUUCGAGAAAACAACUCAUCUUGUUUUCAAUUUGGCUUUGACACGCACACAACUCGGGAGAGAAAAGAACCAGACAGAGCUGGUAAAGCACAUUCAUUUCAUCUUUAUUGAUUUUGACGUCAGUUUGUGCAAGUUCAUGGUAUACACUUAGUCUGUCAGAAUAGCUCCUAAUAUUUGCACAGUCUCAUUUUCUGCACAUUUUGGUUGCAUCUGGUGGCACUUUGCCUGGUUCCCAUUUAUUGGGCAUAUAACAUUUCUGGCUCCCUAUUUAACCACUCAGAACAAACCACUUUAAUAUAUUGUCAAGUGACAGAAUACAACAAAUAUACAGUAUACAGGUAAUUCAAUAUAGGAUACAGGUAAUUCACUUGAUUUUUUUUGUUCCUAAUGAUAUGUGGCAACACCUUGAACACUCUUUCAGCCACCUCACUCUGUUUCUAAUGAUAGAACAAUUAGCCUGGAGCUAUGCUCACGCUCCUCUUUAUCAGAAACUAACAACAUCGAUUAAAAAAGUUAUUAACACCUUAGCAGUUUUGCUCUCUCGUUGGUUUUUACUCUUGCAUGAUUUCAUGCUAUAAUACGGGUAUAUUUAGAAUUUCACAUAGAAAUGUCAUGGUUGAGAGACUUGUAUGUAUAUAUUUCAGUUUGCACCCACAGCUAUGCCGACUCUGCUCUGUGUUGUCGUACGACAUACAUGAAACUCGACCCAAGUAAUCUGUGGGAAACACUGAUUACACUACAGAUGUAAUAAAGGCCAGGCUAGAGCUGUAUCAUAGUUUUGUGAUGAUGGCUUUAAUAAGUGAACUUAAAGACAUGCUUUAACCCAUAGUCUUGUUGUAUGUCCUAUUUGCUGUUUAAAGCAGCUGGCCAAGGUCUUACAGUUCAGAGGUGACAAUCAUUCCUCAUUCCAUUAAUCAUACACUUUAAAUUAUCGUAAAAAAUGAUCCAGCCUUAUAAGCAAACAACAGGAUUUGUGGAUAUUGGGGAUGCCCUAUAAAUAUGAUAUCCUUUCUUAUAAUAAAAAUAUUGUAAGGAAGGAUAUUCAAGAAAAAAAUCUUAAAAGCUUUUGGCUUUGGGGUUUGCAGUAUCCGACACUGCCGAGUUGCACACAUCACCUUCUUUAAACAAGCUGUUUUACUCUGCCAUUACAUUUUACCCAGACAGCUUAUAUUAUGCCUUGUGGUAUCAACAACUUAGAAGUACAUACUACAGUGUCUAGUGGAAGGAAGUCAGAGCAACCAGACUUAUGUUUGUAAUACUGACGUUUCUACAAGAAUGCAAACCCUUCACAGCAGUUGUUGCCAUUAGGUCUGUCAGACAUUUUGAUUUCUGAUUAAAGGGUGACACAUAGAAAGUCUCUAGAACUAGCCUCCAUGUUGGUCCUGUUUACCUUAUAAAAACACAAGGCAGAUCCUACACAAUCUGUGUAAUAUUGCCAGAAUCACUUCAGAUACAUAUUUAGCCUUUUCAUCCCCUGUAUGAACCACUGAUCUUCAAAAAUCCUGUUGAUCUAUGCAGAUGUGCCUCUGUCAUUAUAUUGUAGAUUUGUGCUAAUGUAAAUUUGUGCUAAUUUGUCUCACUGUUGCCUGUCUUUCUUUGAGAUUUUGGUGUGUUUUUCCUCUCCCACAAUCUUUUUUUUCUACUCUGUUGCCCUUUCAUGGGUCACAUGUCAGUUGUUUUUGCGCUGCAUUUUCUUAGUCACGUCUCAAAAAGUGCGAGCUGCUUAAGUGAAUGUUUUCCUCUUCUGGGCUGGGCAAAUUGUGGUUCCGUGGAAUUUAAAACACUGACAUGGAAUCAGACAGACAUAUAUAGAUAUUACAAUUAUUAUUACAGUGUCAUAUUGUCAUACAAUAGAUGCUUUAGUUCACUGUUUCUCUUUUAAUUUUUUUUACACAAAGACUUUGAUUAAAUAUUUAUAAUUCGGUCUCACAGGUCAUGACCUUUUUUGAACGUAAGAUGAAAAAUACAGAUAUGUUUAUGAGAGUUCUGUUCUAAGGAAAAAUAAAUAGAGAUAUGUUAACUAUUA